Messenger RNA from Anastrepha ludens (Mexican fruit fly), 640 nucleotides. RefSeq lists its product as uncharacterized. The transcript is spliced from 2 exons. The coding region runs from base 42 to 584 and encodes 180 amino acids. Lineage: Eukaryota; Metazoa; Arthropoda; Insecta; Diptera; Tephritidae. The record is from RefSeq and is a predicted model, not a curated record.
CAGUAAAGGCGCCGUAUCAGGAUUUGUAUUUUUUGAAGGCCAUGAAAAAUUACGAAACAAUAGACAAAAGCAUUUCAAAAGCAGCUUUGCAGAAGUUUUGCCAGCAUUUGUGGUAUUUGACAGAUGAAGUAUCUAUUCUGGCUUUAUUUGAUGAUGAUGUCGAUCUAGAAACUAAAGUAAGAAUGAUUGCUAACUUAACUAGAGAAAACCCAACAGCCCACAAUAAACGCUACAUUGCAUCGAAAGAAGAACUCUGUGGCCCACUUUUUGAGAGAAACAUUGAUGACUUCGUCUCUGUCAAAAGCAAGUUCCUGUUUAAUCGACUCCAGAUUGCCGACAGUUUUCUGAACAAGUGCCCCUCUUCGUGGUCAAAUGAUGAUUCGUUUCUACAGGCUAAAAAGAAGCUGCUAGGACUGAAAGCAGUUAAUGAUACGGCAGAAAGAGCGGUUAAGUUAAUGCAAGACUUCCAUGGUUUGAUCACUGUUCAAGAGGAGCAAAAGCAAUUUUUAUUACGUUUUAUUUUAUAUUUAUAUAUAUAUUUUUAUUUUAUAUUUAAGUUUUUAGAGUCAAAUGGAAAAAAAUAAAGGGUGUGCAUAUUGAAAUUCCGAAAAAAAAAAUUCCCCCUUGUAGCCUGGGACAC